GCCACUUCCGGGGGAUUCGCCGCAUCAAAUUUCCCCCGGGAAGCAGGCCUCUUGACCAGCAGCUUGGGAGCCCGAACCGUUUCCCAGAACGUACAGGGAGGGGAAAUGCUUUCAGUGAUUCUCUAGAACACGCAUGUUUUUGUGUGCUUUUGUGGGUACAUUAUUUGGGACGUAUGUUCUUGGCGAAUUUCUUAAUCUGGAAGCCCGACCGGACUAUAAAACGCGCACGCACCCCAAUUUCCGGAGGACAGAGAUUGCGAAGAACAACCAGGAAGCAGCUGGGUUGGGAGCUGUCCCCGGUUCUCCGCUUUGCUUUCGUGGGUGCCUCCAGGGGUCCCCAAGCCGCGGCCCCCCGACUGGUCCUAGGCUCCGGCCCGGGUCCAUCACUCCGGAGCUGCCAUGUCAUCCGAUUUCGAAGGCUAUGAGCAGGACUUCGCGGUGCUCACUGCAGAGAUCACCAGCAAGAUUUCGAGGGUCCCCCGACUCCCGCCUGCUUGAACAGAUGGAUUUAGAAGUCCGUGAGAUACCACCACAAAGUCGAGGAAUGUACAGCAACAGAAUGAGAAGCUACAAGCAAGAAAUGGGAAAACUCGAAACAGAUUUUAAAAGGUCACGGAUCGCCUACAGUGACGAAGUACGGAAUGAGCUCCUAGGGGAUGAUGGGAAUUCCUCAGAGAACCAGUUGAUAAAAUUACGUGAAGAGAGGGCACAUCUGCUCGAUAACACAGAGAGGCUGGAAAGGUCAUCGCGGAGACUAGAGGCUGGGUACCAAAUAGCAGUGGAAACCGAACAAAUCGGCCAGGAGAUGUUGGAAAACCUCAGUCAUGACAGAGAAAAGAUACAACGAGCACGGGAAAGACUUCGGGAAACAGAUGCAAACUUGGGGAAGAGCUCCAGGAUUCUGACGGGGAUGUUGCGAAGGUAAGAGCAAGAAUCAUCCAGAACCGCAUCCUGCUCGUCCUCCUGGGAAUCAUCGUGGUCGUCACCAUCCUGACGGCGGUCACUUUUUUUGUCCGAGGACACUGAUGUAUCAGCUCUCCCUUGAUAGACAGCAACCGAGGCUUGUUCUGAGUAAUUAAGACAAAAUGGUCACAUGAAUCAUUCUUUUGCGCUGACAGGCCCUGCGUGACCCUCUCUCUCCCUCACCACUGUUCAGCUAAAGAGCAAAGAGUGUAAAAAUAUUUUCUAUUCCUGUUUGCAUGUGGGUUGGUUUCCUUUUCUAGAUUUGUCUUCACCCAGAUUUGCUUUUCUAGGCAAAGGUGAAUGUUUAUUUGCCUUUGGGUAAUGUCAUCUGUUGUCCAAAAUAGCCUUGGUGACAUUCUUCCUUACCCUGCGGACAUGUGAGGGGUCACGGUUUGAAAGAGGGCAUGAUGAGUCAGUCACGAGAGUUUCUGUCUGUCACGUAUCUCUUGUCACCAAAAAGUCCUUCUAUGAUGUCCAAGGAUAAAAAUGCAAAGAAAACCAGGGGCCAGGGCCAGGGCCCAGCUCCUGCAAGCCAGCCCUGUCCCUUCUCAGGCUUAAUAAAUACAGUCAACCUGCCUGAGCGCUUUUAUUGCAAAGGAAGGUAUUUAAUGUCACUUGUACAGGAAAUUGACUUAGCACUUUCCCUGUUUUUCUAUUGCAUAAUUUUUUUAACCCAAGAAUAUUUUUGCUGAACCUGCCCAAUAUCCACUUUUCUCAACUUUGGUUACUAGCCACAAGAAAUAUUUCCCUGCCUUCUCCAAAUCACACAUACCCCAGAAUUUGCUGGCAAAAGGAACCCUGGCACAGUAUGUAAUGGUGACCUCAUCCUCCCUGACCCGUGUAAGCAUCUCUGUAUCCUUUCAGUUUUAAUAUCUGCUCUGCCAAAAGCAGCCCUCAAACAUGCAAAAGGUCUGACAAGGUUCUCUCCACUCCAUUCCAGUAUGUAAAGAGAACAUGAAUAUUUCAGUAAGAGCAAGAACAUGACUGUCGGUGUGAAAUUUCCAAUGUGGUUAUAAAUCUGGGGGAGUCCUAUAGGAGGAUCCACUAGAAAUAAACUUUGUGGAAAAUGUUCACUAUCCUCCUUUCAAAGAAUGAGGGAUUGCAGAGAGUUACAAAAGGACCACUUGGGUUUUUUACCAACAAAUGUUAGUAAAGCCUUUCCUGAAUUCACUGUAUGCCAACCUCCAACAUGCUCUGUGAUUUUUCUUUCUGUCUGAGGUAACCGGGAAUUGCGUUCAAAAUGAGUUCAUUUGUGAUCGAGCUUAAAAGUUGCCCAAGCUGAGGUUAUUUUCCCCCUAGUCAUAAAGCAAAAUGUGUUUUUCUUAAGACUUCAUAGGCACUUAUGGGGUCCCUACUAUCUUUUGAAUAUAAUUGGACGCUUUGAAUCCUCGAAAAGCAAACCUGUUCUCCUCAUAAAACAUGCUAACCGCCUGUGCUCAUGGAUCAAGAUCAUCCGAAGGCAGCACUUGAUAUUUUUCCCCAACUCGGAAGAGAGCUAUUAUUUGGAGAGGAAAUGCAGACUUCACAACCCACCAGAGGAAUCAUAUUUAUCAAAACGGGCCAGGGCCUGCAUGUGUUCGGAUAAAUCAUUUAGUAUUGUGUAAAUAAAGCUGCAGCCUCCAUGUCAGGGAUGGGAUGGGAUUUUGGCUUAGCAAAGUAGGACAGCAAAGGAGCAGGAAGCUGUGCUGCUGUUCCUCUCAGCUCAAGGGACCCAUCUCAGCGAGGAUCUCUCAUCCUGACAUCCCAAUUCUGGACAUUCCCAACUCAUGGAAGAAACCGUUGAGAGCAAGGAAACACAAGCCCUUCUCAUUCUGGAACAGGGAUCGUUGGCAAGUGCACGGACCCUUUGGUGACUCCACUUGACCUUAGUGAGGGGCGUGACCUGUCUGAGCUGCGCCUCGGCCCCCACCCUUCACACUCGGUGCACCCUGGCCACAGCCACCUAGCGAGCAAGAUUGAGCUGAUGACCUCCACUCGCUGGCUCCUAGGUAUUUCCCUGAAUCCCUGUGUUCCUGUUGAAGCAGAUGAGAAAGAAGGAGCUCAUUCCCUGCUCACAUCUCAAUGUUUUUUCCCUACCAUGUCCUAUGUCUGUGAUUUUGCCCCAGAUCAAUCUUGGGAUUGGUAUAAACAGAGAACCCUCGACCUAUCAUCUCCACCAAACCCCCUCCAGAGCAACCACCUAGACCAGGCCAGGGAGCGCUUGGUAAGGAAGCUGGUGAAGGUCCCUUGUGCCCGCUCUUGGCCCUCUUGGAUGCUGCAAGAGACACUCAAAGGGCCCCAAGGGAGGCCAGGUGCAUGCCCUCCCUCCUGCUGCACUGGGGAAGGAAGACAGUCCACACGUUUGAAGCAGGUCCUGGGUCUAUGGAAGGUUCUAGGCACCUAAUAUGUAGACUGCGAUUGUUGAAUAUUCCCAAAGUUGGCAGCCUUUGUUAAAAAUGAUGCUUGACGGGAGGGUGGAGGGGAGAUGAAGAUGAAGGCGUGGAGGAGGAAGAAGAGAAGGAAGCCCUGGCCAUAUAAAAUUCAUGCAGACUAAACAGUUUCCCUGGCAGAAUAAAUAAAGCGGAUGCUACCCUGCUCCAGAAUCAAAAGCAAUUUAAUUAAAGUCUCUUAAGUUGUAAAGAGUUUUAAAUGUUCCGUGUUGAAGGCGAAAGCCUGCAAAUGCAGCCGGCUGACGUCAGCGGCCGGGCCUGGGCUGGGAGGCCAUUUGCUAUUCUGUUUCAGGCAGGCUGGAUUGUCUUAUUUUGGAACCAGCUUGGUGGGGGGUUUGCUUUGCUACUGCUUCUGAGCCCUGAGCUUCAAAGGCUGAAAUUAAUGGUGAACAAAAUUGUGCGGCUCUGGCCGUCCCAUGCGGGGCAGGCCCAUUGAGGGUUAUCAUUAAGUAAAGAAAUAAAGAGGGGGAAAAAGGCUGCCUGUUCCAAAAACCUCAUCAGAUAAUGACCUCGGUGAUUGGGUUUUCAUUACCAAACAGCAACCAGAGAUUACCAACCCGUGGAAGAAGGGAGGGGGGGAAGAAAGAAAGGAAAAGCCACUGUCUUUCUCUCCCUCUCUCUCUCCUUUUUUUUUUUCCCCUGCACAUCUUUUCUUUAAAACUGUCAGAUCAUUUCAGUAUUUCAAAUCCGAGGAAAACAGCCUGCCUGCUGCUGUAUUUGAAGUUGUAAUGGUGUCAAAAAGUCACGACUGACUGACAGCCGUCAGUCCCAGAGGGGCUCAUUAAAUCAUAAAAACUUGACAAGGAAAUAAUUGCGCAUCGCCAGCAACUUGGCGCCUGUUUAGACGUUUUUAUUUUCUUUCAUUAUUAGUCCCCACAUUACGUUCAUUAACAAAUUGCAUUAAACAACUGUUAAGGGCUAAUGAUUUGUUUAUCGCUUUUUUUAUUAUUAUUAUUUAAACAUCAGCUGUGUCAUGUGGUACCUCAGCAGCCUCUUGCCAUCAUCUGACUGAAUAUUUUUCCACUCCGAGCUCUGGGUACUGUUGGAAUAUGAAAUAGAUUAUUCAUUACUCUCCUCUUUGCCACUGAUUUGGUUUCAUGUAGCGUCUUCCACAGAGAAAGAUGAAAACUUGUCAAAAAUAGGUUAUAUCUUAUUCGAAGGGGCAACAAUAGCGGCAGGUCCAGGCACACUUUAAUAUUUAAUUAAGGUUGAUGUUAACCCCCUUUAAAUGACUUUAGCUGUAAGUUAUAUUUAAAUGCAGAAGAGAAAAAUAAUUGUUCUUAAUUUGCAACCUGGUCAGCAGGCAUUCUUCAUGGAGUUAGCUGGAAAUUUAGAGCAGAAUUUUUAAAUAAUGAAAUUUCCCAUCAUAAAUAUUUAUGGCGGUUUGUCUACGUAGUUGAGAAUUAACUACAAGCGAUGAUUUCCUUGUCUCUUUGGUGUGCACUGCUAGCCUAGUGGGCCACUCUGUGCUUGGGAGCAGCGUGGCUUUCUUGGGAGAAACGUGUGCUUGGAGGGGAAGUCCAGCACCAAGGACGGCCGGCUGGUUGUGGCCAGCGCCAGUUUCAAAAGAACUGCUGUGAGUCCGUGGGCCACUUGCCUUCCCCUUUAGCUGAGUGUGUGGUUGGAGGACUGUGGCCUGCAGUGAGACCGAGUAGAGCGGUCUUACAGGAGGACUUGUGUGUGUUCCGUGGCCCGCGCAGCGAGGCCGUGGUGGGGAGUCCUGGCGCCUCUGUCUAGUCAACCCGAGCUCAUUACAAACACUGCUUCCCUAACAGGCAUGGCAGCAGCACUUUGCAGGGAUUGACCUUCCACCCUUUUUCCUUUCUGUGACUCACCCUUGCUGAACUGAUUGGCUCUUCUAUGGGCUGUGAGCUUGAGGGCCCAGAAGGGACAAAGCUCCAUCACGGUCUCCGAAUCAGAAGGCAGGGGCAAUUCUUCGUGCCAUAACUGCUAGCUUCGAUGAGUUGACAUCAAGCACAGAGCCAGUCGCAGAGGCCUGGUCCAUGGGCACUUCAGGGUAGACUGCUCUGAUCUGGUCCAGGGAACGCCUUUUCCCCAUCCUAUUUAUUUCUGAUCACACUCUCCAUCCCCAGAACCCUUAGGUGACCACGUGAGGGGUGCGUGUUCCUGCUCAGUGCAGCGUCAACACCACUCACCUGAGGACAGAGAGUCCUGCAGGAGCCCUAGGCCAGCCCAGCAGGCAGCAGCCAGGCGAGGCCUAGUUCUAAGUCCCACUGAUCUCUACAGAGACAGAAAUGGUGGACUUGCACCUGGAAGUUCCAUCUUAGUCCAGACCCAUUAACGGCAUGAUGACCCACCUCCCUCAGGAUGACCUCCACACUUUAGCAGAAGACAGGAAGGCUCUGUGGUGAGCAGGCCCAGUGACAUAGACAGGGAAGUGCUGCGGGAAGACACAGAGGGCUGAGAGGCUGCCAGCCUCUCAGGUCAGUGGCAACGGGAACUUUGCAGAGCCAGUUUACCAGGACAGGUAGGGCAAAACCAAGACGGCAGGGCAAAUGGGGUGAGACCAGAUGGUGUACAGGUGAAGACAAGGGACUCCUCACCACCAGGGGGUAGGAGGUGGCUGUAGGCUUAUCCCAGUGAAGAGCCCAGAGGGAGGGGCCCAGGCAGGUAGGCCUCACCUUGUAGCUCCCUGAGCCCAUCAGUGCCUUCCUGAGAAGAAGCCAGAGAAGGGGAAUGACAGGGUCCCCACCCAGGUCACACACCACCCCUGUCUGCAGCUCCAGGAGCUCCUGGAGAGCUGUGGGGAAAGCACUUCCUCUUCCUGAAUCGCCUCUUACUCCUGCUACAUAAAUAACGAAGGCAGCCCAGCGAGAGGGGGAGAUGCGGGAAGCAGAGCUCUGGACUCUGAUUCCGUGAACCCAUGCCCCCUCCCUCCCUCCAUCCAAACAAGGCCCUUUGGCGUGAAUAACAGCUCAGCGGCGGCUCCGCAACCAUAUUGAUCGGCUGGUGCCUGGGCUUUUCCUGGGGCCAGGACUGCUGGAGCCAGCCGCCCCGCCCCUCCUCGCCCCCUGCAGGUGUGCUCAGGAGGGGACAGCACCGGGAAGGUGGGGGUGGGGGAGCCAGGCCCUGCUCUGGCUCAGCACGGCUUCAUUGCCGCAACUUUUUUGUUUUUAACUUAUUUUGGCAGGAAAGGUACCCAAGUUAGAAAUGUGUUUUCAUGACGAGGCCCCACGGAGUUGAGAAUGAACACAACCUCCGGCUGCAGCUUCUCUCCAGAAGAUUCUGCCAAGGACCCAGGCCACAGAGGCAUGGUCAGCUGACACUUCCAGGGGCCCUUCUGGGCACUCAGCUUUGGACUAAGCCCUUGGGCCUAUCGUGCUGCAAUUCCCAGUCAGUUUCCCUGCCUUCUGCAAUCAGGAGGGAGAGGGCCAAGCAUGUGGCGCAGCCAUCACCUGGGGGGCUGGGGACUGUUGCUGAAUUCAGUGGAGAAGUGCCUGCCAUGGCCGAUGACCAGCAGAGACCGCAUCCUGCCACCCCAUUCCCUAACUAAUACUGACCCAACCGUCCCCAGCCCUCUCUGCAUCUCUUCUGGACACAGGAAGUCACCAAGGCCUUAGCCCCUUAAGGGACACAGUCGUGAGGUCAUCAGGCCCCAGCACAGUGACACCUGAAAUCUCACCCCUAAAGAUCCAUUCCUCUGGUUUCCAGUUUUUUUGUUUUGUUUUGUUUUGUUUUUGUUUUUGGUACAGGGGAUUGAACUCAGGGGCACUCGACCACUGAGCCACAUCCCCAGACCUAUUUUGUAUUUUUUUAAAGACAGGGUCUCACGGAGUUGCUUAGCACCUCGCCAUUGCUGAGGCCGACUUUGAACUCACAAUUCUCCCAUCUCAGCCCCACAAACUGCUGGGAUUACAGGCGUGCGCCACUGCGCCCAGCUUGGUUUCUGGCUUUUCAUGCUAGAGAAAUGCAGGUUCAUUUUUCCCUGGGCGGCUCCCAUCCCACCAGCUGCAGAUUUCUUUGGGUGAAACGCCUGACCCUUCCUUGGGAGCUGAUUAUGAGUUUGGGGAAGGGGGGACCCACCACCUGAGGGGGCACUUGGUGGUUUCUGGGAGAAGCAUCCUUGCUCCCUGGGACGAGCUCCCUGGAGGUUUCUGGGUCUCAGCGGCCUUAGGUAAUGGAGGGUCCACGUACCCCUGAUCAGGCCCAGUUAUUAAGGACUGUGCUGUGCCCAGGGCUGCAUUUGGACAAUCACAGGGUCAGAAAAUGGGCUCUGCCAAGCAGCAGAGGUCCCCUGGGCAGGUCCCACCACAGUGUCCUUGUGGGGCAGGGUUGGGAGCAGGCAGGGAGGUCAGAGUGGAGAUAGGCAGGUAACCCUGGGCCCUGCACAUCAUUCCCACUGAGCUGUUCCAGCCUUGUCUUGCCCCAGCCCUGCUGAGAGUGAGAAGCCCAAGGUCACUGUGCUACACAAAUUGGCAUUUGGGAAAGGCCCCAGACGGAUUUUUUUAUGCCCUGAACAGACCGUCCCACACUGUUCCCCCAAGUGUCUUGGUACAGGGGACAUCCUGGUGAACAGAGCCUCUCUCUGCUCUCUGCAUCUCCUCUCAUUCACCCCACCCCUCCUGGCUCCCACUUCCUCUGCAUUUCUAAAAGGGGAAGGCAUUAGAGUGAGGAGAACCAGGUGGCUUCGGUGAGCUCACCACAGUCCCUGAUAAGACUUCAAAAUCAUCAGACCUUUCCCCUUUGUGGAGGAGAGGUGUAUUCAGAUUUAUUCAUCCAGUCAAUAAAUAUUUACUGAGCAUCUACUAUGUUCCAGGCCCCAAGGACACACAAAGAAGAAAUUAAACAGGAAGUCAGAGGCUCGCUGCACUGGGGUGCGGAAGUCAGAAAGCCUUUUCACUCCCGGUGUCCUGACUUGCUUUCUGAUCUUGGACAGGUCACUCUCGGUCUCAAAAUCAGGUUGAGAGACCCUGCUUCUGCUGCCCUCCACGGCUGCCCCUGAGGUCAAUACAAAGCCCUUUCCAGACACGUGCUCAGUGUCCCUUCGUCUUUGCAAUCCCCAGGACUGCCUUUGCAAAAGAGGAUAUGAAUAGGGAUGAUAGUGACGGUGGCCGCGAGUACAUAGGUUCUCAUCAGCACUGGCCCACACUCAGGACUGGCCCACGAGAUGCCGAGGAACAGGGCUUUUUUUUUCUUCUUCUCCUUCUUGUUAAAUGAUAAAGGUCUGACUUGGCGGGCAAUCAGAAGCCCAAAAUAUCAUAAAAGGGAAAAAAGUUGCCGAGUGGCUAAGAGGUGCACCACGGGAGUGUCGCGCGGGGCGCAGCCGGCAAGGUGGAUGCUGAGCAGCGAGCAGGGAGCGGGGAGGAAAUGCAGCCAGAGACAUUUUCAAAGGCUUUUCUCUCCUUCUUCUCCUCCCUGGUCCCCAUACCAAAAGGGGAAAUUGAAGGCAAAUCCAGAUCUGGACAUGGGGCUGGUUUGUCCCACACACACCCUCCCCCGAGACGGUAGAGAAACUUUGAUGUCUGAGCAGGUGGCAUGGGAGCAGGGAGGAGCUGGGCAUCCCGGCCAUGCAGCUGGGCCUAUGUGAACCCCAGUGUGAGAGAUGGGGCCCACGGGGCUGCCUGCAGCAGGGUUGUGAAAUGGGGAAAUGAUCCCCGUCUCUCCAGCCACCCUGACAACAGUUCUCACGUGGGAGGAGAGCAAAUUCACAGAACCCUGCGCAGGUAGGCACCAGGGGUCAUGUUGGUCAACUUACUUGUUUUCAGAUAGAAAAAUGGGGCUCAGGGAGGGAACGAGGCUUGCCAAAGACCUCUCAGCAAAUCGGUGACUCAGCCACCAGUGGACUCUGGGCCUUCAGCUCCAGGAAGCUUCUUCCCUCCCGCGCCCAUCCUCCCAGCAACCCCAGGUCAGGGCACCCAGCCUUCUCAGGCUGACACCGGCCACAGGGCUGGUGGCCUGGGUAGUGCUGGCUUCUGCACCCCUGGUGCUGAAGUUCCCAACAGCCAUGGGGAAGCUCAGCUCCAUCCCUGUCCUGUCCACUGUGGCUCCUUUCCCCCCCAAAUGUCAAGUCCUUGAGGGAGCAAGGGAUGCCCUGGGUCUCUCCUAGGUGAGCUCCCAGGAUCAUCCUGGGAAAGCGUUUCUACUGCACUUUCUUGUGAUAUCUUCUCAGCCACCAUCGCUAGCUCUCUACUCCCCCAGGAGACACUGUGGGAAAUGAUUCAGUAAUAAACACCCCCCACCCCGACACUGCGCCCCUGGGCACUCCCAGAGACUCCGAGCCACCGAUGCUAAGGGGGGCCCUGAGAAGACUCCCAGCUCCCCGGCAUCCAUGGUAGAAGAAACAGGGGAGGUUCCUGACCCAGUGGGGAGGAAGGACCCCCACAGCAGCCUCUGGAGUGCAGACCCCUCCAGAAGAUGAGGACACUUGACAUGCUGGGCUUCUUCGUGGUCUUGGAUGUCGGACUGGUGUCACAGCUGUGUGAUCAGUGCAGUCACAUGACCCCGGCUCAGAGGGGCCCCUUCUGAGCUUGGGGGUUAAUGUUCUGCAGUCCCAUCCAAAAAUUCCUCACAAUUUUGUCUUUGUAAUCUCACUUCUGGGGUCCAGGUCUCAGUGUCUCAUCUUUCUGCUCCCUGAAGCCCCAGUUCUGCUCAGCCUCUGUCUUCCUGCGCCUGCCCAGCAACUGUUUCCAACAGGCACAGAGAGGGUGAAAGAUCAAGUCAGGCAUGCACAGCCCUGGGAUCUUGGGGUGAGGCACUGUGGCCGCUGUCACCACCCUAGCUGUCACUGUCGUGGCACAUUCAACAGGAUGACCAGAUGGAAGUGAGCCAGCGUGUCCUCAGAGCCCCUGUGGGUUGCCCAUCUGAGGUGGGUUGGGCAGGGGUCUUGUGAAAGGGGCAGAUGCCAGGUUCAACCUCCUGCCCUAGGUGUGGAGGGCUCAAAUGCUAUGCAUGCCCAAAUUAGCUCAGCACCUGUGAGGGCCUGCAGUCCCCCCGGAAGGCUCUUCAUGGACCCCAUUCGCCAGCUCCAUGCCUGAGAGGACCCACCUUCCUGGGUGUAGCAUGUCUCUGCUGGCCAGCCCCUGGCACCCUCCGGAGAUGAGCCAUGAAAUACAGCGUGCAACUCCAGCGGGUGUUAAAUAUUCCAAGAUUUCCACUUAAAACUGGCAUCGCACAAUAUAAAGAUGAGCGGUAAAAGUCAUCCUAAUAACUUAAAAUUUUAACUUAGAGCUUCAACAAGCAAAUUAAAAACACCACGACGAGUCUAAAGAGCCCAGGGAAAAGCAGGAAGGCGCUGGGGUUCUUGCUGUUUUACAGGAGGCCCCACAUUUUCAUUUUGCAGCGUGUCCCACAAAUUACGUAGCCAGACCUUCCUGGAUGAGUCACUUUUCCUCUUGGACAUACAUUUCCCUAUCAGUAAGCCUGACCCUUAGUUAUCCUUGUCCCUUCCUUGCUCCUGGGCACAUUAGGAACAUGCUCAUGGAAAGACCCGUGGAAGAGAUCGGGAAGUAGUCUAUGGGCCAGUCCUCGGCCUUGGAGUCACCGGGCUUCUCUCCGUGUUCCUUUUUUGUGCGGGUAUUAGUGCAUUAUAGUUAGACACAAUAGUUGGGUUAAGGCCCUUUUUCUUAAAAGGAGAUCUGGACUGGAAUCCAGAGAAAGUUCAGCCUGCUCACGAAGAUCUAACCACCGUUGAUAAGUCCGUCUCUACCGGAGGUGUUCCCCCUGGAAAAUAUGUUCUAAAACUGAGGCCCCCAUCUAAAAGUCUCUUCAGGUACAGAAUAGAGGUAGGAAGCACUCAGAGAUUCAAUUUAACUCAGAAAUCCAAGUGAGUUGUGAAAUCAAGUCUUCAUCUGGUCCAAGAACUGAGGCCUUACAAUUCGCACGCCCCAUCCUUGAUCUCCACACCCAUCCAUUCAAUUUCCAGAUGAUGUCAGGAUGUUGGAGCUCGAUCCAAGGUCGCCAACAUGAAAGAGGCUGGGUGCCGGCCAGGUGUGUGUUGGCAGGUGUCAUCCGCUUGGGAGUGGUGCAAGUUUUGAUUCCACUUCCACUUCCCAGAAGAACGUGUCCCCAAUGUGGAGCUGUUUUCUAAGCUAUCGUUCGUUAGGGUUUCAAGUGCAGCUUUCAGUCCGCUUCAUGUGACACUCUGGGAUGCAACUGCCCAAGGGUUAAAUGGGUCUGAAGUCGUAUCAUGUCAUUCUGCAAAAAGUUCUGCUGCUUUAUGGAAUGAGUGAAUGAGUCCGUGUAGACCAGGUUGCCUCCAGUGGAGCCCAAAUAUGGCAUUACGUACUCAGCAGUGUCAUUAUGGGAUCAGGAAAAAUUCAGUGAUCCCUAUUUGGUUUCUCUGGCUCUUUCCCAAUAUCAGAUGGUCAGUCUCUCUCUUUUUCCCUCCCUCCCUCUCUCUCUAUCUCUCCCUCCCCCCUCCUUCUCCCUCCUUCUCUCUGUCUCGUUAAUGUGUUAGGGUUUUUAUCUUAUUUCCCAUAUUACAUUUUGCGUAAUAUCUCCUAACUCCAGCUCAGCUUCCUAAAGAUAAUUCAUUAGGCUUGAGAGCUGCUCCAGCGUGGGAUUAGAACUCGUGUAGGACACAGUCACGUUAAACUGAGAUCCGCUAAUUAAUCGCUCUUCUCUGUGUAACUGGUGAUAGCGCUUCUUCCCCGGGGAAUUGCAAUUUCAUGGUUCCUAAUGAUGCUGCGAUUACAUUAUCUGGACCGCUUAGGCCGGGGGUGUCAGGAGCCGUGCCCAGAGCCUGUCUCAGGGAUGGGAGAAAUCACUCCGCAAACCCAGGGGGUGGAAGGAGGGAGCUGGAAUUUCUGUUGCUGGUUUUCAUUAAUGUGCGGCUCUUGCUCACAUCUCGCUCAGACAUUAGCCUCGAGUUCCAUUGUCUCUCAGCUCCACAAUGCCUUUUGCCCCAGAACCCUCACAUUUUUUCUAGUAUUCCCAGGGUGAUUGUUUGUAAAAAUCUAUUUAUUUGCUAUAUUCCACAAAGUAAUUUAUUUCAGCAUUUAUUUUCAUUAGAUUUCUUGGAAAUGUGGUUCUACAUGUUGUUAGUACAAGUAAUACAUUUUGAUGGUUGUUUCCUGAACUACCUUGUAUUAUUGGAUCAGUUAAAUAAAAUGCCUAACUCCAAA
This is a messenger RNA of Ictidomys tridecemlineatus (thirteen-lined ground squirrel), 12475 nucleotides long. RefSeq names its product vesicle transport through interaction with t-SNAREs 1A (gene Vti1a). Gene Ontology annotation, biological process: Golgi to vacuole transport; retrograde transport, endosome to Golgi; intracellular protein transport. The record is from RefSeq and is a predicted model, not a curated record. Gene Ontology annotation, molecular function: SNARE binding; SNAP receptor activity. Gene Ontology annotation, cellular component: ER to Golgi transport vesicle membrane; Golgi apparatus; late endosome membrane. Lineage: Eukaryota; Metazoa; Chordata; Mammalia; Rodentia; Sciuridae.